Messenger RNA from Salvia hispanica, 2913 nucleotides. Lineage: Eukaryota; Viridiplantae; Streptophyta; Magnoliopsida; Lamiales; Lamiaceae. The record is from RefSeq and is a predicted model, not a curated record.
AUGGCAGCUUAUGCUGCUCUCCUUUCCAUUGCUCGAUCCACACAUCCCAAUAAUGAAUCUCUCUUUUCUUCCAAAGCGAAAGAAAUAGUAGCAUCUAUCCACGACUAUGCCAAUUUUCUGAUACUUUUCUUUCAAGAGUUUCCACACAAAGUCAGCCGUUGGGAAACAAGGAUUAGGGAUAUAGCUUACAAAAUUGAGGAUAUUCUCGAAACCUUUAUGUGGCAGCGAAUCCAAUCGCAUCAACCUUUACACGUCAAAUUGGAUGAUCAGCUUAAAAAUUUAACCGUUGAAAUCGGUUUAAUCGCCGGAGAAGUCAUGGAAGAGCGACCUGCUUAUAAACCUCCUUCAUCAUCAAGACUACUAGCAGCUACUGGCAACGGUUCAGUCAUUGGUUUACGCGAAGAUAUCUUAGCAAUAAAGAUGCGCCUUUGUGGAGAGCCAUCAUCCGGUCUUCAAAUCAUCCCCAUUGUGGGAAUGGGUGGGAUCGGUAAGACUACACUUGCUAGAGCUGUUUAUGAUGAACUAUGUAUCACGAAUUAUUUUGAUGUUUGUGCUUGGGUUGUGGUAUCGCAAGAUUACAGUCCACAUAGGUUUAGGAAAGUUCUUUUAGAUUCAUUUAAAUUAUUAGAAAAACAAAUGUCUGGAGAUGAGAUUGGUGAAUCUGAAAUUGCAUUGAAAGUGUUUCAAUAUUUGAAGAGAAGGAGGUAUCUUGUUGUAAUCGAUGAUGUUUGGGAUAAGCGUGUUUGGGAUGAUAUAAGGUGCAUCUUUCCGGAUGAUAAUAAUGGAAGUAGAAUUAUGUUAACCACAAGACAAUUGGAUGUGGCAUGUUAUCCUGAAACUGCAGGCGAUGUUCAUGAGAUGUCGUUCAUGAAUGAUUCUCAAAGUUGGGAUUUGCUCAAGCAAAAGGUGUUCCCAGACAGCCUUUGUCCACCUCAAUUGGAGAAUGUUGGGAAAGAGAUUGCACGGAGGUGUGCAGGACUACCUCUUGCUGUUGUCCUCCUUGCUGGCGUCUUAUCUCCAGUAGAUAAGAUUCAAGCUUCUUGGGAGGAAAUUGCUGAAAAUGUUAAUCCUAUUGUUGGCCGGGAACUAGAGGAGAUACUAUCUUUGAGCUACACCUAUUUGCCUCAUCAUUUAAGGUCUUGUUUUUUGUAUGUUGGAGGUUUCCUACAGGAUGUGAAUAUUCGCACUUCAAGACUCGUUAGAUUGUGGAUAGCAGAGGGUUUUCUGAAACAUCAAAAUGGAUGCAGUAAAAGCUUGGAAGAUGAGGCUGAGGAGUAUUUGGAGGAUCUUGUUAAGAGAAAUCUUGUAAUGGUGGCCAGUAGAAAGAGUAAUGGAAAAAUCAAGAGUUGCUGCCUCCAUGAUAUGGUACGAGACAUGUGCAUUAAGAAAGCCCGCGAUGUGGACUUUCUUCAUGUUAUGGAUGGACUUGAUCUUCCACAAGGAUUGAUGAAUGAGAGACGCAUCAGUUUCAGUCGAUUUUAUGCAGACAACAUUUUGGGUCCAACUUUCCGGACCAUUUUAUGCUUCCAAAUCCAGAAAUUUUCCAGUUGGCUAUCCGAGUUGGAAGUUAUAAAUUGCUAAGAGUAUUGGAUGCUUUAGGUGUACACCUAAAAGAACUUCCUUCCCAAUUAUUUGAGCUGUAUCAUUUAAGAUAUCUUGCUUUAAUGGGAUCUUUUACCAUUCCAUCAGCUGUGUCUAAUCUCGUGAAUCUUCAAACGCUGAUCAUUCAUCUAGCAUCUGGAAGGCUACGGGAAAAGCGUGAUGGUGGUGUCCGUCACUCUUUGCCGUUGGAAAUUUGGAUGUUGCCACAGUUAAGGCAUCUUUUCUGCCAUUCUCCUCAUAUGCUACCUCAUCCAUUACAAGGAUUAAACCUUCCUCUUGAAAAUCUCCAAACUCUUUUGCUUGUAUCAGAUCUUGUAUUGGAUGAAAAGAUCCUACAAUUGAUUCCAAAUGUCAAGAGAUUGGGACUUACUUAUAUAACCCCUCAAAGUCAAUCAUUUGAACUUCAUCUCCAGGAUUUGCAUCAACUUGAAAAAUUGGAAGUGAUUGGAUAUGGAGGAUCCUUAUGGAGAAGCAAAAGUCCUAGUUUUCCUUGUACAUUGAAAAAGUUGACCUUAGUAGGUGUGGGAUUCACUUGGAAAGAUAUGGCCAUUGUGGGUUUGUUGCCAAAUCUGGAAAUCCUCAAACUACUAAAUUAUGCUUGCUAUGGUUUGACAUGGGAAACAAAUGAUGACCAUUUUCCUCAGCUGAAAUAUCUUCUCAUUGAUGGAUCAUAUCUCGAGCAAUGGAUAACUGAGAGCAACCCUUUCCCAACACUCAAAUGCUUGGUGCUUCAUUCUUGCAGGUCUUUAAGAGAGAUUCCAGAAGGUAUAGGAGAAAUUCCAACACUUGAACUCAUUGAAGUUGAAUACUGUACUGCUUCUCUUGUGGAAUCAGCCAAGAAGAUAAAAGAGGAUCAAGAGAGUUAUGGAAACGAUGUUCUACAAGUUGUUUGUGCCAGUCAUGAGGUUUUUGGAGGCUUGAAGUGUGUGCGAUUUGCAUAAGAUGAUGGUGUUGCGCAGCUUUUUGCAAAGAAAAGCAAUAAGGCUAGGCUUAGUGCUGCUGAUAAAGGAAAGGGAAAGGUGAACUAGGAAGAAAAUUGUAUUGAGUCUGAAGAUGAGAGGGAAGGAGAAAAAAUGAAGUGUAUCGGUUCCCUGAAGUGAUCUAGUGUGAUGUAAAAUUUGUGACAGCUUUUUGUCAUAGGUUUGAUGACCACCAAUGUGUCUAAGUUGAGAUCAUAUGAAUCAGCUAUGACUCUACCUCCCUUUUUUCAAUUUUCUUGAGGAGACUAGUACAAGAACAUAACUUGGAUCUAGGUAGGAAUUCAUGUUUGUUGUACUUACUAUUGAGUUUAUGCAUUUUGAUCUAGUAGCA